UUCCUCCUAGUUAAUUUACAUUCUCUAAUACUGCCAUCUCUUUCUCACAGCCUGUAUGAUGCAGUGUAUUCACUGAUCAAAAACAAAAUCCACAGAUUGCCGGUAAUCGACCCAGUCAGUGGGAAUGCACUUUAUAUUCUUACCCAUAAGAGAAUCCUCAAGUUUCUUCAGCUUUUUGUGUCCGAAAUGCCAAAGCCUGCCUUCAUGAAGCAAAACUUAGAGGAGCUUGGGAUAGGAACAUACCACAACAUUGCCUUCAUACAUCCCCAUACUCCCAUCAUCAAAGCUUUGAAUAUAUUUGUAGAACGACGAGUUUCUGCUUUACCAGUUGUGGAUGAGUCGGGGAAAGUUGUAGAUAUCUAUUCCAAGUUUGAUGUUAUUAACCUUGCUGCUGAAAAAACCUAUAAUAAUUUAGACAUCACGGUGACACAGGCACUUGAACACCGCUCACAGUAUUUUGAAGGCGUAGUAAAAUGCAGUAAACUGGAAACACUGGAGACCAUUGUGGAUCGAAUAGUGAAAGCGGAGGUGCAUAGAUUGGUAGUUGUGGAUGAAGCAGAUAGUAUUGUUGGAAUUAUCUCUCUGUCAGAUAUUCUACAAGCACUAGUGUUGUCUCCUGCAGGUAAAUAUGGAAAUCAUUGCUCACAUUAA
Messenger RNA from Staurois parvus, 651 nucleotides. Lineage: Eukaryota; Metazoa; Chordata; Amphibia; Anura; Ranidae. The record is from the annotation of a GenBank genome assembly.